Messenger RNA from Pestalotiopsis fici W106-1, 2850 nucleotides. RefSeq lists its product as uncharacterized. Lineage: Eukaryota; Fungi; Ascomycota; Sordariomycetes; Amphisphaeriales; Sporocadaceae. The transcript has 4 exons. Gene Ontology annotation, cellular component: shelterin complex. Gene Ontology annotation, molecular function: telomeric repeat DNA binding. Gene Ontology annotation, biological process: telomere maintenance via telomere lengthening; regulation of DNA-templated transcription. The coding region runs from base 1 to 2850 and encodes 949 amino acids. The record is from RefSeq and is a predicted model, not a curated record.
AUGUCUGCCGCCAUAGUCUAUGAGGGGCAGAUGGAGGGCCAAGGUGGUACUUUAUUCAAGGACCUCAAGUUUUGGGUCGCGCAGCGCGUUCCUAUGCGCCAAACCUGGUUACAGAACAUUGAGAACAAUGGCGGAACUAUUACCAAACUCGAGAAGAAGGCUGAUUAUCUCAUUGCCGAUCACGCCAGGAAGGAUAGCCCAGCUGGCUCAUAUUCCUGGAAGUGGAUUGAAGACUCUGUAAAGAGUGGCCAGCUUAUGGACCAGGCUCAGUACGCUAUCAAACCUCCCGGAAAUGAGACCAGGCCUGUGGGCACGGUAAAUCAAAAGACUACGAGAAGAGCCUUUACAAAAGCAGACGAUGAACUGCUGUCAAGGUUCGUCACCAGAAAGGAGAAGCAAGGCGUAGCUGUCUCUGGUAACGUCAUCUAUAAGCAAUUUGAAGCAAAGUAUCCGCAUCACACAUUCCAGUCAUGGAGAGACCGCUGGGUUAAAAAGCUGCAAUUUUUGGACCGCCCCAACGUCUCGGAGAAUGAGCCGUCACUAUCGCCACCUCCAGAAACUGCUCCUGUCGCCAGCUCAGCGCCCGCACGACCAACUAGAGGCCCCGGGCCACCCAAUGCCAACAGUACUGACCCAAGCCGGAGGAAGAGAAGAGUUCGCUUCACUCCAGAUGAAGACAAGUUGCUCCUUCAGUAUGUUGAUGAGAUGAAAAAUGCGGGCCACGCUGUCAAAGGAAAGACGAUUUACGAAGGCUUGGCUGUGGACUUUCCGCAGCAUACCGCACAGUCUUGGAGAGAUCGGUAUUUGAGGUAUCUCGCACCGCCAGACGAGCAGGAAUCAGUCGAGGAGGAGCCAACUGAGGAGGAAGCAGCGCCUCCCUCUCCUCCUGUGACGAGAUCACGCAGGAACGCGCAGAAAGUCGACCAGGCUGAUCGUCCUCCACCGAAGCAAGACAGCCGUGUAUCCUCAACUCAAAGGAAGACCAGGAACCAUACUACUGAUGUAGUGGAAUCGGACGCGAGAAAGGAAGACAUGCCACUGCGAAUUCGUCCGAGUAUCGAAGAGCCGAGCAACGUUACUCAGACGCCAAACGACAACAGCCCAACGCUUGAGGCAUCAAACCAGCACGGACAAGAUGAAGCUAGCGCCAGUGACUCUGAGCAACAAGCUGUGCCGCCCGAUUCCCCAAUGCAAACUCAGCAGGAAAUACUCGAGACGUCACUAAAGACAAGAACAGGAUUCCACGAAUGUCUCGCAGCUUUCAAGGAGGAAAGUUCAGAAGUCAAUUACUGGCCGACUAUCCAGGGUCGUGCAAUCGAUCUAUGGGACCUUUGGCAAUCUGUACAGGCCCAGAAGGUCGAAUUUGUAGAACGUGACUGGGAGCGAGUAGCAGAAGAUCUGGAAUUCGAUUGGGUCGCUCUACCAACCGUUACAGAUGAGAUCAGGCAAUGUUACGAAUCUCAUCUACUUGAGUUCGAGAAGAUGGUAGAGAACUUCUUUGCGACAUCAGAAAACGGAGAAGACGAUACGCAGCAGGAAGUGACUGAUUCCCAGGAAGUAGCGCAACCGAUGCUGCUGCCGGUCAACACACAAUCCGACAGCCACUUCAAUUCAUCUCCCCCGAAACAGCCGUCUCGCAAGCGUGCGCGUGAAGCGGAAACAGCUAUUGCCUCUGGUUUGGCCUAUCCGGAGUCGCCUAGGAAACGCACCAAGCUCAGGCGUGACAGUGAGAUCCCAUCGACGCCGGAUGACAAGAAUGGAACCGUUCAUCUGCGCCAAGCUGCUAGAGGAAAGGCCUCUCCUCAACUUGGGGCCCAACCCGUACUUCCCAGGUCUAGCCAUUCACUCAUGAGCAAGCUAUACUGGAAACAAAUCGAAAGGGAAGUGCAAGAACAAAUCAAGGAAUCGAUUGCUCUAUCUAGCGCUAGGAAGGCCAUGGUUGAGCCAGAGACGCAGGAUUUUCAAUUUGGAACUCAGGAGAUGGAUGAUUUUGGUGAGGAGUUUUCCGAAGAAGACGGACAAGAGAGAGAAACCCAGCGAGUCACCCCCUCAGAACAACUGCGCAGCGAACUCGACGCAGAAAAUCGUCGUCGAACACUGAAUCGGGUUUCGCCACUUCCAGAUGAUGCGGCUGAAUCAUCUUUCUUGGAUAAUUACGAGCCUGAUUUCUUUGGUGAAAUGGACACGCCAGAGCCGAGCUUUGCUCACAGGCCCAAUCCUGUACUGUCACGAGUCGCCAUGCAACCGCCUAAUAAGCGCCGGUCUCUUCCUGCCUCGUUUACAAGGGACAAUAGGCCGUCCCCAUAUGGACGGAUGUCAAUGCCAGGCCCGGCUCGCAUGUCUUCUGGGGCACCUACACCAUUCCGGCAGUGGAUCUCAUCAACCCCUCAACCGCAACAAGCACAAAGACCGGAGUGGACCACAUAUACUCCACAGCCGCAGCCACCAAGAAGGUCGGAGUGGAUGUCAACUCCCCAGCCACAAGCACAGUCAGCCAGAAGAGCGCAGUCCAAGGCUGAAGAGCUGGCCGAUGUCGUGGAAUAUUGGGUCGCUCUGGGUUACUCUCCUGAUAUCGCUCGUCGCAGCCUGGAAGCAACGACCUGGGAAUCAAGUCUAGCUGGUCGGAUUAUGCAGUUCCUCAAGGAUGGCAAUGCCAUGCCCACAAAUUGGGAGGGCGUAUGGACACCUCGCGACGAUGAGAAUCUGAUACUCAUUGACUCUCCUGGACAGCCAAGGGAUGACCGAGAAAUCAGGAAACGCGCAAAGGCGGCAGAUCGGUUGGUAACGAAGCACGGCGAGCAACGUAUGGAACUGAGGCGGAAAUGGCUUUACACCAGAUCUACCCUAUGA